This is a messenger RNA of Lolium rigidum, 2244 nucleotides long. Its product is annotated as pentatricopeptide repeat-containing protein At3g29290-like. The transcript has 2 exons. The record is from RefSeq and is a predicted model, not a curated record. The coding region runs from base 269 to 2041 and encodes 590 amino acids. NCBI's taxonomy places the organism in Eukaryota, Viridiplantae, Streptophyta, Magnoliopsida, Poales, Poaceae. Gene Ontology annotation, molecular function: protein binding.
CUUGCUGCCUUCUCCUUCGGCCGCAAUUUGGAACCGGAGCACGCCGGAGGACGAGGCCUGGACCUCCAUUGAUUCCCCUCCAUUCCAGCAGCCUCGUCUCCACCCAUCACCCCAGCUACUCGAUACGAACUAGCUACCGCGGCUUCAUUCACGGCGCGCGCGGCAGUCAGUGCGGUGAGCGCCGCCGCUUUUCUUCCCCGACGUGGUUCCGCCGUUGCUCGGGGUUCUUGAUUGAAAUCUUUGUCUCCCGUUUGCAUUUGCGGCGGGUAUGGCUGCAGUUUGGGGCGGCUGCAGCACAAGCCGCGGUUCCUUCAGUCUCGAACUGCCUCGGCGUGGCACGGGGAUCCUAUCAAGAAACGGCGGCCGGAGCGGAGGUGAAGCCCACCGGGUAAGCGGCGCCAUGGCGAUGGCCAGAGGAGUAGUGUGUGUUUGCAGAGCGGCUGCUCCGCCGUGUGUCCCUGAAUCUGACGUCACCCGCAAGGAGGAGGAGGCUGGCUCGGGGACUCGUGGCAUGGACGACGAUGAACGGCCUGUUGCUGGUGGUUUCGUCUAUCACAAGAGCCACGGGCUCCGGCGGCGUCCGGUCAAGCCGCCUGCUGCUGCCGUGGACAAGGAACCUGUCCGCGCCAGAAGUGUUCGGCCGGUGCCAGUUUCAGAGUCGACGCAAGAAGUGCCAGUUUCAGAUAAGUUUGAGCAUGGGGGAUCAAGGCUGCACUUUCUGGAGGAGCGGGACGAGGAGAAGCUGUCCACAAGGUUGAUGAGGCUCGGCCAGUCCAACAAGGUCAGGAGUGCCAUGGAGCUGUUUGAUUCAAUGCGUGCCUCUGGCCUGCAGCCGACCGCGCACGCCUGCAACUCUCUCUUGGCCAGUCUCAUCCGCAGAGGUUAUCCCGCGGAUGCCAGGAGGAUGUUUGAGUUCAUGAGGGAGAAAAGAUUGGCUACUGGCCAUACAUAUACCUUGAUCCUGAAGGCUGUCGCGAGGACCGAGGGCUACAUUUCUGCCUUGCAAAUGUUCAGCGAGAUCGAAGAGGGCAAAGAGUCAAGGGAAGCCCUUGACGUGAUUGUGUACAACACCAUGAUAUCCGCGUGCGGGAGAGCAAAGGACUGGAGGCAAGUGGAGAAACUCUGGAGAAGGCUAGCAGAAAACAGCUCCUUAACUGGUGGAACACUGAUGACCUAUGACCUGCUCGUCAGCACGUUCGUGCAGUGUGGACAGUCCGAGCUAGCAGUUGCCGCGUACGAGGAAAUGCUCCGCAACGGGCUUGAUCCAAGCGAGGAUAUAAUGAAGGCAAUCGUUGCUUCGUGCACCAGAGAAGGCAGGUGGGAGUUUGCGCUGGCCACGUUCAGGAGAAUGCUGAGUGCUGGCAUGAAGCCCAACAUCAUCGCAUUUAACUCGAUCAUCAACUCGCUUGGGAAGGCCGCUGAAGAUGAGCUCGCAUUUAGGAUGUACCAUCUUCUGACAUCCUCAGGGCUCGAGCCUGAUCAGUAUACGUGGAGUGCGUUGCUGUCUGCGUUACAUAGGUCUGGUCGAUGUUGGGACGCCUUGGAUCUUUUUCAUGGAAUCAAAUCCAAGCAUCCGUCGGUAUUAAACAGUCAUCUCUACCACAUCGCUUUGAUGUCCUGUGAAAGGCUCGGCCAGUGGGAGCAUGCUUUGCAGUUGUUGUGGAUGAUGGAAAAACAUGGCCUGCAAAUCUCAGCGGUUUCUUACAAUCACGUGAUACGUGCUUGUGAGGUUGCUUGCGAGCCAAGAGUUGCGCUGAAGGUGUACCAGCGUAUGACUCGUGAAAGGUGCUCGCCAGAUACAUUCACACAUUUAUCUGUUAUAAGAGCUUGCAUUUGGGGAUCUCUCUGGGACGAAGUAGAGGACAUACUGGAGGAGGUUGAGCCAGAUUCUUCGAUCUACAACACAGUCAUCCAUGGGCUUUGCUUGAGAGGCAAACCCAUAUUGGCCAGGAAGGUGUAUAAGAAAAUGCAGAGCAUUGGGCUGACACCAGAUGGCAAGACGAGGUCCUUCAUGCUGCAGCACAUCACAUCAGCUGAGUAGCCUCCUGACCUGACUGAGAUGCAAUAGCUAUUAGUUGUACAAAUCUAAACACACAAUUGCAUAUGUAACCUACUGUCACUACGCUACUCUGCUGCAGUUUCUUUAACUUAUAUGAGUGAAGAUACAUGUUAAAGUGGAACAGUUAGGAUGGCACACAAUAAAUUCCUACAAAUAUGGUCAAAGGAAGACUUGCAUUCUGUCCA